ACUAUAAUGAAGUUGUUUAUAUUUUUUAACGCAACAAUCUUAAAUUCUGCGAAACGCAGAAAACCUGUUUGAUCUGAACACAAACGUAAAAGUGGUGGGAUAUAAAUUAUACAUAAUAUAUAUUUAUUAUCCGUGAUGUAUACUGUAUAUAGUAACGUAAAGUUAAUUAUUAUAAUAUUCAAUAUUUUACUUCGAGAUACGGAUGUAAUGAAUCGAUAAAUUAUUUACUAUAAUAAUAUAGGUAAUCAUUAAAAAUAUAUUUAGGUACUUAAAAUCGUAUGAAUCAGUUUUUCGUUAAAUAAAAUAGAUGUCUAAGAAAGACCGCUUAUUUUAACUACAAAUCGCAAAUUUAUCCAAAGGUGCCAUUAACGCUCGAUCGUGAUUCCCACUCCGGACAUGUAAGCGUGGUGCGAGCUGUUGAGCUUGCAAAAAUAUUAACCACCACGACUUCGAUACUACUUAGUAAAUAGUGCGUAUUAGUACCUACUGGCCCUAUAAUACCUUUUUUUUUUUUAUAACAUAUUCUUGCGUAUCAUACGACGUGUACCUAACUAUCGAUAAUUUAUUUUUCGAAAAUGGAAAAUAAUCGAUUAUUUAAAGUUUUAAUAAGUAACAUUAUAUUGAUCAUCUUUUGUGUUUUCAAGACAUCAUCACAAGUAGUUGUACAAAAUCUUGGCUUGGAUGAAGGUACGUCGAUUUGCUUUAAGAGUGACAUAUGUCGAAAGGGCCGAACAUCAGAACAAGAUUAUGUGUGCAAGAGUGCAAGAAAUUGUAAUACUUUCCUAGAAAGUAUUAGAACUAAUAAUCAUCUUGACAUAUGUAAGUUCGUUGUUUUAGAACCAAUAGUGUGCUGUCCGGCGAUGACUAAUGAACUGAUAAUUGAAUUACCAGAAAGUAAUAAUGAAAAUUCAAUAUCUGCCGAUAAAAAAUGUCAUGAAUAUUUCAAAUUAAAGCAAGCAAUGCAAAGUGGGGCUCCAUUUGAGUCUCAGUUACCUCCAUUGUCAGUUGUGGGUGGUAUACCAGCCAACAUAAAACAGUUUCCACACAUGGCGCUAAUAGGAUAUGGUGACACAACAGCAGAUGGAGAGGAUUGGAGAUGCGGAGGUUCGCUGAUAAGCGAAAGGUGGAUAUUGACUGCAGCGCACUGUCAACAGAGUUCUGGGAAUAUGAUGGCUCGUUGGGUUCGCCUCGGAGUUUCAGAAAGAGUCCCUACACUCUUAAAUGAAAGAAAUGAAGCUCGGUCCAAGGACUAUCGAAUAGUGGAGCAUAUAAUACAUCCCGAUUAUAAGCCACCUUUGCUGUACAACGAUAUAGCUUUAUUUCGUUUGGAACGCGAAGUCGAAUUCUCCGAAAAAGUGAGACCCAUUUGUCUCAACUCAGAUCCAUAUUUAACACCAAUAAAACAGAUAGUUACUGGUUGGGGAAGAAUUUCAACGGCUGGACCACUUAGUGAUAAUUUGUUAAAAGUGGAUUUGGAUAUUUUUCCGGUGAAUCGGUGUAAUGAAAGUUAUUUUUCAUAUAAUAAUCAAAAAUUACGGUUUGGCAUACUACCCGACAGCAUGAUAUGUGCGGGUUCGUUUGAUGGUGAAAGAGACGGUUGUUCGGUACGAACUAUGAAAGUUGGUGAUUCAGGAGGUCCACUUCAAUUAGAACAUGUCAACUACGGGGGCAUGUAUACACAAUACGGGAUUACAUCUUUUGGGAAAUUUUGUGCUGACAAGGAUACACCUGGAAUUUAUACUAGAGUAGCCAAAUACAUAUCUUGGAUCGAAAAAAUAGCGUUUUCAAAUAACUAAAGAUGUUUGAUACAAUUUAAUACAAAUAAAUAGUUGAUUUCUAUUUGUUUAGAUUCUGUGAGAGGAGCAAUGAACAUAUUGGUUGUUUCAAUGAUUGUGUAAGUGUUUUUUUGAAUGUGUACAAAUACGAUUUGAUAAAAGUUGUUCAUAAAGAUAUUUUAAUAAAAAAAUAUCGAAUAUA
This is a messenger RNA of Myzus persicae (green peach aphid), 1977 nucleotides long. RefSeq names its product venom protease-like. Gene Ontology annotation, molecular function: serine-type endopeptidase activity. The coding region runs from base 576 to 1796 and encodes 406 amino acids. Gene Ontology annotation, biological process: proteolysis. The record is from RefSeq and is a predicted model, not a curated record. The transcript has 7 exons. NCBI's taxonomy places the organism in Eukaryota, Metazoa, Arthropoda, Insecta, Hemiptera, Aphididae.